Cylindrotheca closterium is the source of this 2142-nucleotide messenger RNA. The record is from the annotation of a GenBank genome assembly. Lineage: Eukaryota; Bacillariophyta; Bacillariophyceae; Bacillariales; Bacillariaceae.
AUGUCAUUCACACCAUCGGUGCGGUCGUUGCCAUUCACUCUUUUUCUUUGGCUAUGCAUCAACCUCUUGCUGAGCACGAAUUGCAAUUCGGUGAAUGCUUACCUUCCAACCUGUCCAAGAUCAUCCAAAACAACCGCAUUGGGAGCACUUUCUCGUGAGGAUGAAAUAAGGAGGCAAAUUGUCAAGCUGAAGAAGCAAGGAAAGAUUCGCAGUGACGGUGAUAACUCUGCGACGAGUAGUGAGCCAUCUACGAUGGAGUCCUAUGAUGAUAAAAUUCGAAACAAACUAGGGAAAAAGAAAAGUCAAAUGCUUGGAUUUGGAGGAAAUGAUGAUUUCGAAGGAACGGAAGAGAAUCUAGAAGACUUGAGAAGAAUUCAAGCCGAGUUGGAUGAAGAUGAUGAUACUGAAAAUGAAAACACUUUCAAUCCCAGAUCCCCAGGUCAGAUUGGGUCGCUCCCAGAAACCUCACCUACGACUACAGAGGGAACAAUCCUGGACACUCUCCCUGGUGGUGGCCCAAAAAUACAAGAUGAAAAGCCUAUUACAACAGCAACGUCAAAGUCAACAGAGGAAAGAAAGCCAAUCAUCGAUCCUUCCUUAUUUGAUGAAGAACAACAAGAGGAAAUGUCGGAAGAAGAUCUUGUCGAACUCGUAGCCCAGAAAUUAGCAGAGAAAGCGAGAGCUUCAGAACAAAAGAGAGCAGAAGAAGCAGCAGCCAAUAGAGCUGUAAAGAUGGAGCAACAGGCAAAACAAAGAGAAGCACCGAAUAUGAAUAGUGGACGAACGACGAGUGGAGUUGGUGGAAAGUGGGAAAAAGAAGACGGAGAAGAAUCUUCGGAACUGUACAAACCAAAAUCGGGGAGUUGGGGCGCCUUUCCUCGGCCCAGAAAUAUCAGUACAGCGUACGGCGGUGGCCGGAGAGUUGGAGUUGGAUUUUCCAACGAAGAAGAUGCCGCUGCGGAUGUCAACACCAAGAAACUGUUGCAGGAUUAUCGAAGAAAAGUCGGCAUUGAUGUUCCCACAGAGAAGGAGCAUGCAGCUGAGAUUGAAGAGGCCCUCAAGAUUGGUCAGCUUGCCAUGCAGCGAGGUAUCUACACCACUGCAGUCUCAGCGUUGGAAAAAGUCACGAAGUGGUGUUCCACAAACUCAAAAGUUGGUAGUCAAAUUUAUCUCGAACUUGCAAUGGCAUACGAGGCAAGUGGACGGACCCAAGAGGCUAUGAAGGUGUACACGACUUUGACGCAGUGUCGAAUGGAAGAUGUCAAAUUCAAUGCUAAGCGCCUACUGUAUGGAAUGGAGGCUAUGGAAGUCAUGAAAGCUGUAUCUUCGGAUUUCUCGCGAAAACAAAUCAAGAAUACAUUCAUCGAAACCACUGGACUCAGGGAUAUUGCAAAAAAUUUUGACGAUGUCUAUCAAACUGCCUAUGUGGAUACCGAAGGUAGCUUUUACAAGAAAUUGACGCAAUCCGCUGUUCGAUCGAAUCGUGAGGCACGUCAAGUCCUGUUGAAGGCUACUGGAAAGGGAGAAGUUCCACGCCUCAGAAUCGUUCAAGCAUUGCGAAGUAUUGCUCGCUAUUUCGAUGACGCACUUGAAGCAGAGAUCGCCGCCAAUACAAAAAUCGAACCAACCGCAUUUAUUGACGGAAAGCCUCUUAUCAUAGAAUCAAGGGAAGAAAAAGAUUCUAGCACCUCCGUCAAUCUGGAUGAAUUCGUACUUGCCAGCUCUAAGCAGAUGAUAGAAAACCUUGAGGGUACCUGGCAACUGCAGCUACUUGCAGAUAAGACAGGAGAUGGCGUUUCCUUCUUCAACACGACGAUUGCCACUCAGAAAUUCUGCAUCAGAAGCAUGACAUUUUCAGCCUCGGGCCCUUCAGGUUUGACUCGAGUUGAGAAGUCUGGCGACAUUACUUUUGAAGUUGAGAAGCGGAUACUAACGAGAUCAAUGGAUGCAUCAUCAAACGACGGAGGCAUUUUCGGUUUCCUAGCUGGUGGGUCAACCUCGGGCUUUGGCGGAGCAGUAUCACGGGAGCAACAAAUCAUGAGCGUCGACUCGGUUCUUCUGAUCACGAAAUCCCCAAUGGGCUCCAGGCAGGGAAAAGGCGCGGAGAAGGAGCACUUUUGUGUUUGGAGAAAAGUUAUAUAG